Molecule: messenger RNA, 957 nt
Organism: Pediculus humanus corporis (human body louse)
Lineage: Eukaryota; Metazoa; Arthropoda; Insecta; Psocodea; Pediculidae
Product: cation efflux protein/ zinc transporter, putative
Exons: 5
Coding region: 1-957 (318 amino acids)
Biological process (GO): intracellular zinc ion homeostasis; zinc ion transmembrane transport; detoxification of zinc ion
Cellular component (GO): membrane
Molecular function (GO): zinc ion transmembrane transporter activity
Source: RefSeq, a predicted model, not a curated record
AUGCUCAUAGGAUGCAUAUUUUUAGCAUCAUUAUGUUUUAGCGUUUUCGUCGAAGCCAUACAAACACUCGUCCAUAUUGAAGAUCAGGAUGAAAUGCAUUUUCCAUUGGUUAUAUUAAUGGUUGGCGCCGUCGGUUUAUUACUUAACGGUUUUUGUUAUUUUUUAAUAGGAGGAUAUACUUUUCAUCAAGGUAGUUAUUUACACGUGACCGAAAACGGUGAAGUUAUCCUUGAAAGAUCAGUGACAAUUGAUUCGUUAAGUAAAGGUCAAAGGCGAUUAUCUUCACAGUCAAGAAAAACUCCGACACCUCCUCCAUCUUAUACUCCAUCAAAACGUCAAGGGAGUAAAGAAAUGAUAAGAGAUAUCAUCGGUUGUAUUUUUGUCAUUAUUUGCGGUUUGGUUGUUUAUUUAACAUCCGGUCAUGAAUUUACAAAAUUUUUAGAUCCAAUCAUAUCAUUGAUAUCGGCAUCGAUAUUAUUAUUAUUAAGUUACCCAUACAUGAAGGAAUCAGGUUUUAUACUUCUUCAAACAAUACCAGACGAUAUUAAUAUCGAUUCGUUACGUUAUCAACUUCUCGAAGCUUUUCCGGAUAUAAUAAACGUUCACGAUUUUCACGUUUGGCAACUCACAGCCGAUAAAGUUUUUUCCACGGCACACAUAAUUUUUGCCGAUCCCGUCGACUAUCUGCGGAAUAAUAAAGCUUUGACGAAAUAUUUCACCGAACAGGGUAUAACGCAAAUAAUUAUUCAACCCGAAUUUAUGCCGGCUCCUCAAAAAAAUAUCGAUGGUAUCGAUACCCUACGACAAAAUUUAAACAUGCCAUGUUUGAUGCAAUGCAUGACGGAAGUGUGUAGGAAAAGACAUUGUUGCGUUGAAAAAAAAUUAGAAAAAAAAAGAAACAAUUUGGAAAAUGUUAAAAAAAUUGAACAACAAACGGAUAUAACACUCGUCGUAUAA